Molecule: messenger RNA, 565 nt
Organism: Pezoporus flaviventris
Lineage: Eukaryota; Metazoa; Chordata; Aves; Psittaciformes; Psittacidae
Gene: MRPL42
Product: mitochondrial ribosomal protein L42
Exons: 5
Coding region: 1-495 (164 amino acids)
Cellular component (GO): mitochondrial large ribosomal subunit
Source: RefSeq, a predicted model, not a curated record
AUGGUCCAUUUGAGUUCCAUCUUGUCCAGGACUGGUUUCUUCUCUGCUGCCAGGAUGGCAACAUUACUUAGAACUGUGUGCCCCAGCCUCUUCUGGAUGCGUUCAGUAGCAGCUUGUAAGCAGGCCCCGCUGCAGAAUGGAGUUGUGUGUCGUGCUUGCCAUAAAUCUACAUAUUCAGUUCUCCCUGAAGACUACAACUGCAAAGUGGAACUUGCAGUGACAUCAGAUUUGAAGACAAUUGUCUGCUACCACCCGUCGCUUGAGAUUCCAUAUGAGCAUACAAAACCCAUACCACGGCCAGAUCCAGUGAAUAAUAAAGAAGAAAACCUCGAUCAAGUUUUGAAAUCCAGAUUGAAUGAAAAAGAGCUAAAGAAUGAUGAAGGUCCUACAAUCGAAGAGCUCAGCAAAAUGUUUUACACAACAAAACAUCGCUGGUAUCCUGUGGGACAGUAUCAUAGAAGACGCAGGAAUCCUAAUCCUCCCAAAGACCGAUAACUGGGACAACUUCUUGUUCAUAAGCACAUUACUAGUAAUCUUUACUGGAAAUAAAAAUUACGGAAAGUGA